Lactuca virosa is the source of this 474-nucleotide messenger RNA. The record is from the annotation of a GenBank genome assembly. Lineage: Eukaryota; Viridiplantae; Streptophyta; Magnoliopsida; Asterales; Asteraceae.
AUGAUAAAAGAAGAAGUUCUCCAAAUGACACUACCUGAAUCCAGUGAGCGUAAGAGACUCUACUAUUCGAUUUUUGAGAUGGGUGGUUUUCUCAGCCUCAUUGAUGGAGUUUCUCGGGACAAAACUGACAUAUGGAUUCUUAAAGAUUUUCAAAGUAUGAAGUGGGAGAAGUUGCUGUCAAUAACUUUCCCGGAUCAUGAGUUUGGAAGAUAUCAUGGUGCUGCUUUUCGGUAUCCAAUUUGUGGCAUGAUAAGCAAGCAAUAUAUCGUUUUCAUGAAAUCAAGAUGGGAUAAAAGUUUGUUUAGUUAUGAUCUGAAAAGUAGAGUCUUUAAAGAGAUAAACAUCCGCAUUGAUUUGGGUGAUCUGUAUGUGGUUCAUUCAUCAGGACCAAGUGAAAAAACCACAAGGGAGGAGGUAUUGGUGUAUAGUUCUAGAAUUGCUGGAUUAAUUAUGGCGGAUGAAAGUAAUAAGUAA